Ambispora gerdemannii is the source of this 158-nucleotide messenger RNA. NCBI's taxonomy places the organism in Eukaryota, Fungi, Glomeromycota, Glomeromycetes, Archaeosporales, Ambisporaceae. The record is from the annotation of a GenBank genome assembly.
UUUCUAAUGAUUAUAGUGUUAUUGUAAAGGCUACUAAUAAUCCAGUACUAAUUACUAAAAAUAUGUAUCAAGUAAUUUGUCAAGUUCAUAAUCAAAUUACACAACACAGUGAUCAAAACAAACAUGAAAAGCAAUAUGAGAAAAGUGAAGCUGGGUGA